AUGAUGGAAUAUGUUAGGAUCAUGGCACACUUUCAGUACAACGGCGGCUUCGGAGGGAUGCCUCCACCUCUCUACGACAUGCCUACCUACCCUCAUCAAUCUGGCUAUGGAGCGGAAGCCGGUCACAACCUGAACUUCGGCCCAAUGCAACAAAGCUUGGCAACACCCACACCAACGCAGAUGAGCUUCCAACAGAGUAUGGAUAUGGCGACCAUGCCCCAGGUACCAAUGGUGUUGCCCAGAGACUGGCCACAGCAACUGAACCCCGUGCCAAGCCAGCCGCAAGCCCAGUUCUCGACCAGCCUUGGUUACACACCGUCCAUGUCAGCGCCAAGCGACACGUUGCAAAAGUCCACAGAUACUAUAGGAUCACCUGCAGCAAGCAGCCCAAGCGAUAUCAAAGACGAAGACACCGUAACGCUGUCGCCGUCAUCCUACUUCUGGAACGAGAUGACCUUACCAAGCUGUUCAGAUGCGUCUGGUACCUGUCAAUGCGGAGAUGGCUGCGCAUGCGUCGGCUGUCUUACACACGGCGGUCAUACCGGUCAAACUCUGGAGGACCCAACACCGACGACGACUGCAGAGCAUGGCUCUUUUCUCGGUUUCGACCCGAGUCUGGCGCUUAACAUGAAUGAUCCGACCGACUUCCUUAGCUUCAAUCCGGACCCGAGUUGA
Molecule: messenger RNA, 675 nt
Organism: Alternaria novae-zelandiae
Lineage: Eukaryota; Fungi; Ascomycota; Dothideomycetes; Pleosporales; Pleosporaceae
Exons: 1
Coding region: 1-675 (224 amino acids)
Source: RefSeq, a predicted model, not a curated record